Messenger RNA from Colletotrichum higginsianum IMI 349063, 1557 nucleotides. Its product is annotated as Ribosomal protein s17. The transcript has 3 exons. The record is from RefSeq and is a predicted model, not a curated record. Bases 1 to 1557 code for a protein of 518 amino acids. NCBI's taxonomy places the organism in Eukaryota, Fungi, Ascomycota, Sordariomycetes, Glomerellales, Glomerellaceae.
AUGAAAUUCCAAACCCCCACCGUUCUCGCGGCCCUCGUCGCCCUCGCCGCCGCCGAGGUGCCCCAGGAACACUCGCACGAGAAGUACCUCCGGGCCGUCAACGCCCUGCUGAAGCAGGACAACCCCAACAAUAUCGUCGACGCCGUCUUCGGCCUGCUCGGCAACGCCGCCGCCGCCGACGGCGCGGGCGACGUGACGAACCUCGACUGCUUGCACCAGGUGACGGCCGACUCGGCCUUCAGCGCCGCCAAGGCCGCCGGCGACGUCGACGGCAUGGCCAGCGCCCUUGUCUUCCGCGCCGUCGAGCGCAACACGGGCGCCGUCGGCCUCAAGAGCGUGCUGUGCGAUGAGACGGCCGUGAACCCGGAGAUCGCGGCCCUGACCCAGCACCAGGACCCGGCGUCGGAGAACGCCGCCGAGGAGAACAAGGCCAUCACGCUGGAGCUGGCGCGGCAGCUCGCAGCCGUCGGGGCCGACCCGCAACUCGCGCUCGACUCGGGCACUUUUGCCCCUGGUGAUGUCAACGACGCCACAGGGGCUGGGAACACCUGUGACGAUGCUGACGAUGCCGAAGGGUGCAUCUUCACCCAAGGUCUGCUCGUUCAGGAUGCCACUCCCGAGGAGAUCGACGCCGCCGUGGCCGAAGGCGCCGGCGGUGCGGGCGGGAAUGCCGGGAACGCUGGCGGUGAUGCUGCUGCCGACGACGGUGCUGCCGCAUGCCCUGCCGGCAACGCGACCGAGAGCGCCGCGAACUCGACGAGCGCCACGACCAGACUGCGCGCCAGGGUCCGCCGCAGCACUCCCGUCGCGAGGAGUCCCUUGAGCAAGGCGGUCCUGUCCCAGCGCGGUGCCACGGCCACGGUGCGCCGUCAGAACAACAACGGCACUGCUGACGCCGGUGAUGACGCGGACAACGCGGACAACAACGCAGGCAACGACGCCGCCACCGGGACCACCAAUAACGUCCAGACCUUCACGGGCGACCUCGGGGGCCCCGCGCCGCCCGUGUCCUCUUCCGCGUCCUCGGACAAGCCGUUCGAGGUCAACGGCGCGACGUUCCUCAACGCGGGCGCGGCGCUGCAGCGGUCGUGCGCGGUGCAGCACAACGCGUGCGCGGACGCGGCCAACUCGGGCGCCGAGGACGUCAGCGUGGCCGACUGCGACGCGCAGGAGGACUCGUGCCUUGCGGCGGCGUCCCUCAAGAAGCUCCGGCGCGCGUCCGGGCUCAACGCGGGCGGGCGGCGGAUGCGCAUCGCGGCGUCCGGUCUGGUCCGCGGCCGUCAGGCUUUCGACUUUGGCGAGUGCGCGGACCCGAGCAUCCAGUUCGCCGAGGGGCUCGACGGGCGGGCGGAGGCGUCGUUCGGCCCCGCGGGCGACUUCGACCACGGGUCGGCGCAGAACAUCAACAUCAUCAGCGGCUUCAUCUGCGGCCAGCUGGGGUCGAGGUGCCAGGCGGACGAGGCUGCCGUGGCGGCUUGCGAGCAGGGCCAGGCUGAUGCGCAGGGUCUCGAGGGGCAAGAGGCUGCCGAUGCGUUCAACUCGGCAUUGGGUCUCUGA